Messenger RNA from Pleuronectes platessa (European plaice), 3855 nucleotides. Its product is annotated as protein FAM102A. NCBI's taxonomy places the organism in Eukaryota, Metazoa, Chordata, Actinopteri, Pleuronectiformes, Pleuronectidae. The record is from RefSeq and is a predicted model, not a curated record. Bases 992 to 2188 code for a protein of 398 amino acids. The transcript has 12 exons.
UGUUUCUUAACUCAGUCUGACAGUAAAACUCCAGAGUCUCAACUAGCUUCCCUCAUAGAGACACAACAUGUGACCUGAUGAACUCAGUGAACAGCUUCUGUCUCAAUCACCUGUUCCUGUCUCUUUAAGACCCCCUGCCUGAUUAAGCUAUGCUCUGAUUGGUCAGCCCAAGCACUCUCUUGCGAUUGGUCAACAGCUUCCAGCGUGUGUAUGAAAUGUCUGCGUUCGCUGUUUGUCUACCUGGAUUUGAGAAUUGAAGACUCGGGGGCUUUUAUCUUCAUCUGACAGAUCCGCUGCUUCAGGAGCUUCACAGAUUCUGGACUUUUUAACUUUGCAGAUCUUUUAAGUUCACAGAAGAACUUUAGAAAAACCUUUUCCACUUGUCAAAUCAGAUUCAAUCAGGGGUUGAGCUCAGUGAAACUGGGAAACGAGACGUGCAGGUGAACACUCGCUGGAGAGACGGUGAGAGAGCGUCUCAGGGAAAGGAGCCGAUCACCUUUUCAUUUCAAAGACUUUCACCUCGAUACCAAAAAUCUCCUGUAUUUACUUCACGUUGGCUUAAAAGACCAAACACUGAAACAAUUUCUCCUGUAACUCACAACGACAAACGUCUUAUUUAAAUCCAUUAAACAGUUCUUAAAAAUCGUUAUUAUCAUCAACAGUUUUUUUUUUUUUUAUAGUUUUUAAAUUUCUAUAAGGGCCCUGCUCCUUGUCUUCGUUUUUUUCACCGCUCAGACUUUGUGGACGGGCCCUAACUUCGAUGCGUUCAGGGACCGUCUCAGAGGCUCGGACACUGCGCUGCUGAAACCCAUAACCUGAGUGCCCAGGGGAAAGCGGGUGAAGAUGCACCGAGGCUGAGCUGCGGUGAAGACCCGGGACUCCGCUCCUCUGCGGCGGGACAAGCUGCACGGUUCUCCCGGUCACAGGAGGACAGCGAGCGCACGUCCGGACGAAGUUCACGUGUAAGAAAGAAGGUUUCAGCUCUGACGUGAUGAGUUCACUGCCGCAGCUCAGCUCCAGGACGUUUCUGGUGAAGAAGAAGAAGUUUAAGUUCCAGGUGCACUUCUCUCUGGACCAGCUGACCGCGGUGCCCUUUGUCAACGGGCUGCUCUUCUGCAAGAUCCGACUCAUCGAUGGAGGAGACUUCUCCGUCCUGUCGUCCAGGGAGGAGGUGCAGCAGAACUGUGUUCGGUGGAGGAAGAAGUUCUCGUUUGUGUGUAAGAUGAGCGCCAGCCCCGCCUCCGGAGUGUUGGACCCCUGCGUCUGCAGAGUCUCUGUACGCAAGGAGCUGAAAGGAGGAAAAGCCUUUUCCAAGCUCGGUUUCGCUGAUCUCAACAUGGCAGAAUUCGCUGGAUCAGGCUCCACAGUCCGCUGCUGCAUCCUGGAGGGUUACGACACCAAGCACACCCGACAGGACAACUCCAUCCUGAAGGUCACCAUCGGGAUGAGUCUUCUCUCCGGGGAUCCCUGCUUCAAAACGCCUCCCAGCACGGCCAAAUCGGUCUCCACCGGGGACGAGGACCCGACCCUGCAGCCGGACCGCAAGGGAGAGAGCACUGAUGCCACGAUGCAGCCACCAGGGGGCGUCCUGGAGGGACCGCGCACCUUCAAACCCCGACAGCCUUCAGUACGGAGCUCAGGACUGCCUGACGAGGGGGUGAAUCCAGAUGACGUCUUUCACUCUGGUCAUUUCCGCAGCUCCAGCUACGCCAGUCAGCACAGCAGGAUAUCAGGUCACAGCACCGGUCACUCUCGCUGCUCCAGCCUGACCGACCUCAGUCACCAGAGAAACGCCUCGUCCAGCAGCAGCGCUUCCUGUGGACACGCCCACUCGGCCCCGCCUCCUCCCUCCAGCCCCACUGAGCCUCAGAGGCAGGCCACGCCCACCAGACCGGAGCGGCCGCCUCCCCCCUCUGCAGCAGCGUUCAUGUCCAACAGAUCGUCCAGGAGGAAGCUGGACCCGGUGCAGAGACACCUCAGCUGCGUGGACGACACUCGUCUCGACGCUGACGACAUCGUGGAGAAAAUCCUCCAGAGUCAGAACUUCUCUGACGGCAGCAACAACGAAGACAGCAACUUGAGGCUGUUUGUCAGUAAAGACGGGACGACGGCGCUCAGCGGGUCGCUCGCCAACAGAGGAACUCCUGGUGUCUUCGAGCCGGUGGUCAUCGAGACGAACGGAGCUUGAAGGCGUCUCCGUCCUGCACCGGACUUUAACGUCCCCUGAGCAGCAGGUGGUCUCUGGUGAUCAGAUCUGUGACAUGUGACUGAGCAGAGCUUCAAGCAUGAGUGUGAAACACUCCCAGUGAAACACUCCCAGUGAAACACUCCCAGUGAAACUUCAACCAAUACUUGAACAAAACCUUAAAAAACCACCGACUGUGAGAAGUGUAGUGUAACACUGACAUGAUGCGUUCAGGCUCCUUGUGAACUCCGUGACUCCCAGUGUCCACAUCUGGUGGAUUGUUGUGUGAACAUCAGGUUCAGAUUUCGUCAUCGUUUCUUUUCUCAGCUUCAAUUCAUGUUGUGGUUUCACGUCGGCCUGAUGAUGUCACGUUUCCAAUUCCUGGUGAUUAUGAUGUAAUUGUUUUCCUACGAGUUGACGAUGAUGAAACCAUCGAGAGGCUCCGACUGGGGACAGGAAAUCUGCCUGGAACUGGAUCAAAAGCUUUGAUCAUCAAGUUAUUUGAUGAUUGUUUAGAAAAUUAAUAUAUUAUUUUGCACAUUUUUUUCAAACCACUAAAGGAAAAGGAGAUGGUACAGGUUUUUUUAAACGGCACAUGACAAGUUAUUUUAUUUUAAAGUUCUUUAUUAUUUUUCAGCUCAAUGCUUCUUGUUCUCAGACAGAAUAAGUCGUGAGCUGCUGUGACACAGAGUCUGCGUUCAUAUGGUCGGCCAUUUGCAACUUCUUGUCACAUUUCUGCAUGAACGUUUAUUCAUUUCUCAUAAGUUUAUGAAUUAUUAGUCUUUAAAAACGAUCUUAUGUUUCAAGGGGCUGAGGAGAAAUUUAAAGCUGCAGUAACUUGUUAACGCUGCAGUUUAAAGCUUUAAAACGUGUAUGAGUCAAUAUUUACCUCGUUGUAGCGUAGACUGAUAGUAAACAUGGAACCAAAAGUGAAGCCAAGUCAUCUUGAUCACCCCCUGGUGGCUGGCUGCAGUACAGGCUUCUCUCAGCCAAGCUGCUCUCCACAGUUUUUCUCAGUUAUUGAUACAUAAACGGGCUGAGAUGUCAUGAUUGACAGCUGAGGAAUAAAAUAUAAAUAAAGAUGGACAAAAAGAAGGCUCCUGAAAGUGAAGCCAAAGCAUCUUUAUCACCCCCUGGUGGUGAGAUUCCCACUGCACAGAGUCUGACUACAAAUUAUUUUGUCAGCAAAAGAUGGCAGCGUUCGUAUCUAUGAUGUUUUGGAUUAAUUUCAGUUUGGAUAUAUAUCUAUAUAUAUAUAUAAUUUUGGGUCCAGCAGGCUGGUCUUAAGAUUCUUAAAAGAUUUUAUGUUAAAGCUCAAAUCAAACACUUUUCUUUGCACUCGCCCAAACGUUGUCUGUGAUUUUAUGAUAUAAUUGAACAACAUGUACUUUUGUCCAUGCAUGAGGUGAAUGGGAUUUUUCUCUUCUUAUUGAAUGAACUUAAACUGAAUAAUGAUAAUGGGAUUAUGUUGCAUUUGUACUGGUGAUACUGAUAUAAUUCACUUUCUAGGGAGGUUUUGGUGAGAAGAAUAUAAACAUUUUAACUGUGGUAACUUAAUAAAGUCAAAUUAUGACUUUGGAGCUAUAAUCAUCAAAUGAGGAAAACAAAGAAUAUAUGCAUAUAAAACACAGUUUUAAUAUGUUAAAUAAACACUGUGUGUUGUAACAUUC